AUGGCCGCUGGAACUAAACUGAGUAAAGAAGACAAUAUUCAAUUUGAUCAACCAUCAUUAUAUCGGAGUAUCAUUGGAGGACUACAGUACCUUACGCUGUCCAGACCAGAUCUUGCUUUUGCUAUGAAUAAACUCAGUCAGUUUCUUCAACAGCCUACUGUCAAUCAUUGGACUGCAUGUAAGAGAGUUCUUAGAUAUGCAAAGGGCACUCUAAAUCAUGGUCUUGUAUUUACUAAAAAGGAACACUUUAUGCUGGAAGCUUAUGCUAAUGCAGAUUGGGCAAGUGAUGUAGAUGACAGGAGGUCCACAAGUGGAUAUGCUGUUUUUGUUGGGGGCAACCUGGUUCAGUGGAGUUCAAAGAAACAGAAGGUCGUUUCUCUAUCCUCUACAGAAGCAGAAUAUCGGUCCUUGAGUCAGGCAUCUACUGAACUUGUGUGGAUUAGGAGCUUGUUUGAAGAAAUUGGUAUUACUCUGAAUGGUUGUCCUAUCNCCAAUUUCAUUUCCGCUACUUAA
Molecule: messenger RNA, 513 nt
Organism: Pistacia vera
Lineage: Eukaryota; Viridiplantae; Streptophyta; Magnoliopsida; Sapindales; Anacardiaceae
Product: secreted RxLR effector protein 161-like
Exons: 1
Coding region: 1-513 (170 amino acids)
Source: RefSeq, a predicted model, not a curated record